Molecule: messenger RNA, 3045 nt
Organism: Closterium sp. NIES-67
Lineage: Eukaryota; Viridiplantae; Streptophyta; Zygnematophyceae; Desmidiales; Closteriaceae
Source: the annotation of a GenBank genome assembly
UUCACCCCAUCCACCACUUUUUCUGGCUCACAUCCGCCAUGACUCGCAUCACUUGAGCUGCUUUAGAGACUUAGCUGAUGUCGUGACCCAACGCCGAUCCCUCGCCACGACUUCUCAUACGAUCGGCAGUCACACUCGUGUUCUCUAGUUAUCUGGACCCGUCACGACCCAACGCCUCGCCGUAGCAGUAGCCUCGUGUGAGGAGGCGAUCAUCGUGACCUGGAGACCGUGAUGGAUUCUCCCACGCACAUACAUGACCUGCCUGACGACAUUCUCACCAAGAUCCUAUGGCACUACGAGCAGCGCGUGCCGCGUAAAUCGGACAGCGACGCCUUAUGGGAAUCCGACUUUUUAAUCCCGACACCCAAGUACAUCUCAGCCCGCCUUUCAGUCGAGAACGCCAUUCGCGAGGAGACGAGGACGCCAUUACCGACUCCUCCUCCCUCUGCCAACGCUCACCUCAUUCUAAUCAUCGCGUCCGUCUGCUGUCGCUGGCGCCGCCUCGCCCAGCGCUGCACCUCCGCGCUUUACGUUCGAGACAACCUCGCCGUUUCCCGCCAGGAUCUCGCGGGUGCGGUCGCGUCCUUACCGCACCUGACCCAUCUGCACCUGUGCGACGGCAGCGUGGAGACCCUCGACGACGCCUUCCUCGCGCACCUCGCCUCGUGCUGUCCUAAGCUGGCGAUUCUCCACGUGGGAAGCAGAAUCGCACCGGAGGAGAUCAAUCACCAUGAUUACGGCCAUUACCGUGCCGGCAGGAAGGACGAGCACCCCAUCACGGACGCGGGGCUGGAUCGGUUCUUCACGCGGAGCACUCAGCUGGAGCAGCUGUCGCUGUACUGCCUCCAUGUCAGUGCUACAUUCCCCGCCUCCUUCUUCCACCUCCCGCGCCUGCACACUCUCUCUCUCGCAAGCGCUUUCCCGCUCCAAUCCCCCCAUUUUGCGAGCCUUACGUCCCUCACCAGCCUCACUAUUGUCUCCGGUUAUUUGGACUAUCUGCAACUCCAGAUCCUAGCGCGCCUUCCAAGCAUCACGUCCCUUUCAGUCUCCGAUCAAACUCGCUUCGCAGGGGAUGAGCACGGCUCUGCUGACUUGGACCUUGCACAGCUGCCUCGGCUCAAGUCGCUGAAAUUCAAUCAGCUGCUGCCGUUGGCGUCUCCGUGCACCAGCAUCGAACGGCUGGACAUCCUUCAGUCAGACCCCAAGGACCUUCCGAGUGACUUUGGCCACCUGCUGCCGCGUCUCCGGGAGCUCAUCUUCCGCCAAUCCUGGUACCACUGGUCUCCCCCUGAGCCUUUCAGGCUGCCCGAGACUUUCCCUUCGCUAACUCUCCUGGAGAGCCUGACACUUUCCAAGUGUGACCUGCUGGGCAGCCUGCCCGAGAAUUUCGGAUGCCUGCCCACCCUGAAAACUCUGGUGCUGCACAAGCUGCGGCUCUCGAGCCUCCCUGACUCGCUGUGCCAGCUCGCCUCCCUGCAGACAUUCCUCCUCAUGGAAUGCGCCAGCACCCCAGUGGACACCCUCCAGCUGCCAGCAGGCUUCUGCUGCCUCACCGCCCUCCAAACCCUCUGCCUUGCCAAGAUGCCUCGAGUGCGCCUGCCAGAGAACAUCGGAGAGCUCGCUCAGCUGAGGACCGUUUUCCUCAGCGGGCUGUACCAGCAGCCGCGGCUGCCAGCGUCGUUCACGCAGCUGUCGUCUCUCACCCGGCUCGAGCUGGGCACAUGCAUGCUUCGAGAGCUGCCCGAGGACCUGGGCGUGGGGAGUCUGGCCAACCUGCAGGAACUGCACAUCCAUUCCUGCCCGCUGCUCCAGAGGCUUCCGGAUUCCCUGACGCGGCUCACGGGCCUUGAAGUUCUAACGGUGGACGAAUGUGUGAAGCUCACUUCCAUUCCGAGGAGGCUGGAGGGCCUUGGGAAGCUCAAAUGGCUGGAGCUGACAGGGUGCCGCUACCAGACUGAGCCUCCUGCGUGUCUGCCGCUUUCACUUGAGGUCCUAGACCUGGGAAACAGCUACCGCGUGGCUGAUCUACCGGACGUCUCCCUGCUGCCGAAGCUGAGGAAGCUGAGCCUGAAGCUGGUUGGCAAGGAGGAACGUAUGGCGGUUACCAGCAGCUUUCCCCACCUUCAGCACCUGGAGCUGCACUUGCAGGACGAUGCUCUGCAGUUGCCAUUCCCCCUGGCGCUGCUGCCCCAGCUGCACUCCCUGGUCAUCUGGAAUGCUGGGAAGGUCCAGAGGCUUCCAUGCGACAUUGGCUCAGCGCUGCCACAGCUGAGGAGUCUGCAGAUCCACCGUGCGGGGGAGUUGCAGGAGCUGCCUGAGAGCAUUGGCGCCUUGACCCGCCUGCGCCAGCUGCACCUGUUUGACUGCCCGGCUCUGCAGCACCUGCCGGCGUCUCUCACCCGCCUUGCAUGCCUGCACAAGCUGUCUGUUGGCAGCGCCACCAUUCGCUCUCUUCCCGCUGGCUUUGUGCAGCUGACCCGGCUGAGGAGGCUGGAUCUGAAUGGGUGUGAGCAGCUGCGGGCUCUGCCGCAGGGCCUGGCUGACCUCACAAUGCUGCGUUACCUGGGAGUCAAGGACUGCUGGCACGUGCGGGAUGAUCGCGGGCAUGUGGUGGAGCCUCGAGGGAUUGACAGCAUGUACGGGCUGAGGAUAGAGUAGAGGAUAGGAUUGAAGUAGCGUGGCGUGGCAUGGUGUGGCGUGGCAUGGUGUGGCGUGGCAUGGUGUUGCAUGGCAUGGUGUGGCAUGGCAUGGUGUGGCAUGGCAUGGUGUGGCAUGGCAUGGUGUGGCAUGGCACGGUGUGUCGUGGCAUGGUGUGGGGUGGCAUGGUGUGGCGUGGCAUGGUGUGGCAUGGCAUGGUGUGGCAUGGUAUGGUGUGGCAUGGUGUGGCUUGGCAUGGUGUGGCAUGGCAUGCUUUGCCCUGGUCAUGGGUGGUACGUUUGCUUGAGUCUAUUUGACGGUCCGGUUGGGGUCUUGCUGAGGAGUGAAACAUCAGAUACUUCUAUCUUGUACAAUGCAGCCACUAGACCACGCAAGAGCUGAGAAAUC